AUGUUGCGAGGUUUAGGGUCUUGGUUGGGUUUGGACAACCCGGCGGACGCCAACGCGUUGGCCGACGCAGAGGAAGAGCAGCAGAAGUUGGAGGAAAAAGUGGUGGAAGCUCAAAACGAGGUAAACAAACAGCAAGCAGCAGCUGAUGGCCACCAUGAUGAAGGACGACAAGAUGACGUGGAGACGAAUCAGGAGCUCAAUAAAAGACUUGGCGACUUCAUCUUCAGUUUCGCAUCCAACGCCACCAAAAAGAUCUCCGAGUCCGUGGUAGGGACGGCACAAAGCAUUAAGAAGAGUGUCGAGGAGGGAAAGAUUGACGGCAUCAUUGACAAGACCUUCCUCGGAGACUUUCAGAAGGAGCAAGAGAAAUUUGUACAGGAAAAGAAGUCCAAAAGAUCGGAAGCAGCAGUGCCGCCCUGGGUGGGCUACAAUGAGGAGGAGACCAUCCAGCAACAGAUCCUCGCCCUCUCAGCUGACAAGCGUAACUUCCUACGUGACCCGCCGGCUGGUGUGCAGUUCCAAUUUGACAUGGAGCAAAUGUUUCCUUUGGCCGCCGUCAUGUUGGAGGAAGACCAGCUGCUCAACCGCAUGCGUUUCGACCUGGUCCCCAAAUACGUGAAGGAGGAGGUGUUCUGGCGGAACUACUUCUACCGCGUGUCCCUCAUCAAGCAGUCGGCGCAGCUGACGGCGCUCGCGGCCCAGCAGAAGCAGCAGCAAAAGUCGAACGAUGGUGAAGAAGAUGCCGUCUCGCCCCGUGAUGUCAUCUUAACAGAUAACGUCAGGCCCAAAACGCCUCCGGUUUCCAUCAGCGACAAGCAAAAGCCCGCUCCAGAGGAAGACUUUUCCAUCUCCACCAGUCCCGGUGUUUCCGAAUUUGUGAGCGACGCCUUCGACUCUGCGGCCAUCGACCAUGAGGACCUGCAGAAGGGAAUGGAGCAGCUGGUGCUCGACAAGAAGGACAGCACCGCCUCUGUUGACGAAGAGCAGUCGGACUGGGAGAAGGAGCUGCAGCAGGAGCUCCAGGAGUACGAAGUAGUAGCCGAGUCAGAAAACCGGGACGAGCAGUGGGUCCAGGAGAUCGAGGAGAUGCUGCAAGCGCACGACACUUAAAGCGUGCCACAGGUCAGCCAUUGCUCUUGUUUAUAAACGGACGGUCAACCUUGAACUUUUCCCGGAAAAAGGACGACCUGGGAUGCCAAGAAUGCUUUUGUCACCUUUGCUGGGAAAUGAGUGGUGAUGGCAGGGAAAUGGCGCUAGGGGGCUCUCCAAAGCAAACGACAUGAGUGAUUUUUUUUUUUCCCCCCUUCACUUUUUUCCUUGUACAGUCAAAAUGUAUUAGUUAUCUGAGAGAUAUGUUGUCAGUUAUAAAAUUAACAUAUGUAAAUAAAAACAUAAUUUGAAAA
Messenger RNA from Hippocampus zosterae (dwarf seahorse), 1403 nucleotides. It is a transcript of the gene syap1, whose product is annotated as synapse associated protein 1. Lineage: Eukaryota; Metazoa; Chordata; Actinopteri; Syngnathiformes; Syngnathidae. The transcript has 9 exons. The record is from RefSeq and is a predicted model, not a curated record. Gene Ontology annotation, cellular component: cytoplasm; synapse. The coding region runs from base 1 to 1110 and encodes 369 amino acids.